AGGAGUGACGUUGGAGUUGUUGUGCGGGGUGGACGCUUGUCGAUUUUUUGUUUACUUGUAAAUUAAAUUACACUUUUAAAAUUCGUGAUUGGUGAAUCAGUGAAGUUCUCAAUUUUCGUUUACUCUUACGGGACUUAAAUGGAUUAGCUCCUCCCACUGGGCGUGUUUUGAGCAGGAUGGCACCAUUUUUGUGAGCUUGACCAAGUGCGUCGCGGAGCUGUCAGCGUGGUGGUGGGACCCGCCGCGGCUGGGAUUCGAACCGGGUGCACUCUGCAUGCGAGGCGGGCGUUCGCCGACUGCGCCAUCGACUACGUAGCGGCCGCGACGAAACGAGCGAGCGCUAAGUGGAGCGCGCGGUGUGACGUCAUACACUGCAUCGGCGCGCGCGGCGGUCCGGUGACUCAUUGUUUACUUCAUUCGUGCCGCGCGAGGAUAAGAGUUGCAAAUACUUAUUUAAGGAUAGAAUUUGAAUAGAGCAAAUAUAUACAAACUUAACAAUGCAGUGCCUUGGUUGUCAGCUAACUGUAAUUGCUACUGAAGCAUUGGCAUGUAAUAUUUGUAAAGGCAUUUAUCACUAUAAAUGCGUAUGCAUUAGCAGCGAGUAUUAUAAUGCUCAUUUACAGCAGCUUAAUAAAACAUGGCAAUGCCCGUCGUGCGGCAAUGUAACAUCACGUAGGAAGGGCGCUGAUGGAACGCCCGUACGAGGUGUUCAACCUACACCUAGGGAGAUCAUGAAUGUCUCACUUUUAAAUGACCUGCGUGGCGGGCAGCAUGAUGACACCACAUGCCAAGCUGAUAUGUCCUGUGAUGAAUCCCUGCUUGACCUGACAAAUACGCUAGAUAAUACAAAUGUGACAUUGCCGGAUAGAAGCAAAACAUCUCUUCCGCCCGUGGCUGAUUUGCACGGUACUAUCAGUUAUAAUAUUUUUUCAAAAUUGCUGGAUUCCAAGUUAAAUGCAUGCAAGGAGGAAAUAAAUAAUAGCAUAAGCCACGCCACGGAGGAGUUGAGAAAAAAUUUCAGCUUGACCACUGAUGCUAUUUUGGCUGAAAUGGCUACUUUAAGGACACAUGUAGGGACAUUAUCACAGAAAGUUGACCUUUUAGAGAAGGAAAACAUCAGUUUAAAAUUAGAAUUGGACUCAGCAAAAAAGGUAAAUGCAGGGAGCGAUAAUUCGGCUUUGCUGCAAGAUACGAUAAGUACUAUUACCCGCAUUCAAGAAGACUUGAACGAGCGGGACCAGCAGGCUUUGUUGAAUGACAUCGAAAUAACAGCAGUCCCUGAGUUCAAGGGAGAAUCACCCAUGCACAUAUUUGUAGGCAUCGCCUCUAAACUAGGCUUGAAUCUGGAAGAGCAUGAUGUAGUUCAUGUCGGCCGAGUGGGGCCGGUGCACGGCGACGGCGACCGACUAGAAGGCGCGGGGUCGGUGCGUUCCCGCCCCCGCCCCAUCGUCGUGCGUCUGGCAAGGCGCUCGGUUCGAGACCAACUUUUAAAGAACUCAAGAGUGCGUCGAGGUACUACGUGCGCUGACCUUGGAUUGCCGGAACAUCAACACCGACCAUUUUAUGUUAAUGAGCGCUUAACGAAAACCAAUCGGAUUUUAUUUGGUAAAGCCCGCGAAUUAAAGCGGGCUCAAAAUUGGAGAUUUGUGUGGACCAAGGAUGGUCGUGUUUUCGCAAGAAAAUCUGAAACCUCCAAGGUACACUACAUUCGAUCCGAGAGGGACCUGUGUCGUGUUUUUGAGGUGGAGCCUACCAGUGACUGUAGUAAAUAAUAAUGUGCGAAAGAGUUUCUGUGCUAUAGUGUGUAUACGAUAUGGGUUAUCUUUUAUUAUUUUCUCAUGGGAAUUUUCCUUAAGACUGUUUAUGUUAGGAAUUAGUCGUUUAUACUUGGUUUAUUGUUGUGUGAGCCAUAUGAUAUGCGUUUUAAUUUAUUGUAGGGCAAUUUAUCAAGUACUGCUGGAUAUGCUGACUUUUAUAACCACUACACUAGUCAUAUAUAUGUAUAUUAUGUUCAUAGCAAUUGAUCAAUCCAUUGUCAACUCUUCGUUGGCUAUAAUUGUUGCCUGUCAUUUCUUUCUUAGACCCCUGAUUGCAGUUUAUAUCAAACCUCAAUUUCCCAUGGUUCUUUUUCUUGUAAAUAGUUAAAACAAAAUCUUUCAAAUUUGGGCUUUUCAAUGCGGGGUCACUUUGCAAUAGCCACAAACAUAAUGAUUUCAUAGUAGCGGCUGAAC
Messenger RNA from Leguminivora glycinivorella, 2231 nucleotides. RefSeq lists its product as uncharacterized. The record is from RefSeq and is a predicted model, not a curated record. The coding region runs from base 498 to 1772 and encodes 424 amino acids. Lineage: Eukaryota; Metazoa; Arthropoda; Insecta; Lepidoptera; Tortricidae. The transcript has 2 exons.